AUGGCUACAUGUUCAAUGAUAUUUGGUCUCAUUUUGACACCACUUGGAUGGAUUUUGCUUCUGACAGCCACAGUCACGCCUCAAUGGAGAGAAUUUGCACAAAGGCCUGGGUACUCACUAGACCUCUUCUUCUAUGAUGGAUUAUGGGAGACUUGCAAAGAGGUGACCACUUUCAACAUUCGAGAGUGCAAGCCACUUUUGAAAGAAGCUGUGGCUUCCUGGUGGAUCCAUCUACAGCGUUUCUUAGCCAUUAUAUCUGUGAUCAUAGGAGCACUGAGCUAUGUUGCUGCUCAUAUAGGGGUGCAUUGGUGGGAUGAUAAUUCUAUGCCAAAUCUUACUGGAUCUGCAGGACUGUUUAUUGCUUUGGCUGGAUCUCUGUAUAUUUGUGUUGUCUCCUACAGGGCAUUUGAAAUUUUAUCUGCUAUUAUGGACUCAGCCAUAGAAGGUGUAGAGAAAUUUUCAAUGGGCACUUGUUUAUACCUUGGAUGGUGUGGGGGAUUUGUUGUGCUGAUAUCAGGAAUCCUACUGAUGUGUAAUUACAGUUGCAAGUGUCCAGCAAGAGACACUGAUCUCCAUUAUGGUCCAAAUGUUUAA
Messenger RNA from Polypterus senegalus (gray bichir), 594 nucleotides. RefSeq names its product claudin-23-like. Gene Ontology annotation, biological process: cell adhesion; bicellular tight junction assembly. The record is from RefSeq and is a predicted model, not a curated record. Gene Ontology annotation, cellular component: plasma membrane; bicellular tight junction. The coding region runs from base 1 to 594 and encodes 197 amino acids. NCBI's taxonomy places the organism in Eukaryota, Metazoa, Chordata, Cladistia, Polypteriformes, Polypteridae. Gene Ontology annotation, molecular function: structural molecule activity. The transcript has a single exon.